AUGCGUUUCGAAUUUCUUUCCAUGUCGGUCGACUUUGCGCCCACCAACAACGCAUUGAAUGGUGCGUUAUUAGGUCAUUUGACUGAAAUCCAUAACUUAUAACAACAUUUCUUAUGAAUGCAAUUAACCUCUUAUACUCUGCCCAAUUUAUAAUUUGAGAUACCUUUAUAGACGCCGGAUUCCCGUCUAAGAAACCAUUAAUCCCAAACUACCUUUCCAAAAAAUUAGAAGCUGAAAAACAGCUACACAGCCCCCGUGUGAGUUAUUUAUUCAUAUUCAUAUUUUCGACCUAGUUACCACAAUCAAAAACAAUGAACCAUUGCAGCAAGGCUUCGGGUACUAGAAUCUCCCGAAAAAAAAACAACUCAAUUUUUUUCAGAAACACAUGAAAAAUCGCCGAAAGUCUUCACCCGGCAUUAUGAUGGGUGGGUCAGAACAAAUUAUAAAAAACGACAACCAGAUAAUUCAGUCAGUUUAAGUGAGUUUACUGGAUAAUGAGGUUUUCGCCCUUGGGCUGCCUAUUCAUAACCAUUAACAGAUAUAGAAUCAAAUGCAACAUUUAUGUUACAAAGCAUGCUACCCCCUAUAUUUUAGUAACAUUACGUUUUACAAUUUUAGCUAUCUCCUGA
Spirometra erinaceieuropaei is the source of this 629-nucleotide messenger RNA. NCBI's taxonomy places the organism in Eukaryota, Metazoa, Platyhelminthes, Cestoda, Diphyllobothriidea, Diphyllobothriidae. The record is from the annotation of a GenBank genome assembly.